UACGAGUGAACUUCAAGGUCAGGAUCUUGAGGUUUGCUCUGAAGUGUCGCCGACCCCUCUCAGUAUAAUGCGAGGACAAGGGGAAGAGAAGGAACAGAAGUGUGUCCCUCCCCAAUCCCCAGUGCGAUCAAGAAAGAGGAAGGCAAAUGUUGCUAUUUAUUUACAAGAUCUGGAUGAGGAGGUAGCAGAGAUGACGAAGAAGAAGCAUCGUGACUGUGAGAUGAGUUGGAGUCCUGACGCUGAUUAUGCGAGUCCUCACCGGUGGAUGUCCACACCUAGCCAGGAAGAGUACCACCAAGUUUCCCUGAUAAAUGCGGGCCUCUUUCAGUAUCACAUUCACAACAUAUUUGUUACUCCAGUUCACUGUGCUCCACUCCCUGCGCUGUGCUGGGCCAGUAAGGAUGUGGUGUGGAGCAACAUGUUGGAGAAGGAUAAGACUUACAGCAGGGACAUCCACAUGUUGGAGAAGCAUCCUCAUCUUCAGCCCAAGAUGAGAGCAGUUCUCCUGGAUUGGCUCAUGGAGGUAAGUGAAGUGUACAAACUACACCGGGAGACGUAUCACCUUGCACAGGAUUAUUUUGAUCGCUUCAUGGCCACACAAAGAAAUGUCUUCAAAUCAACGUUGCAACUCAUUGGCAUUACGUGUCUCUUCAUCGCUGCAAAAGUAGAGGAGAUGUAUCCUCCAAAGAUCCACCAGUUUGCCUACGUUACAGAUGAAACGUGCUCCGAGGAUGAGAUUCUCAGCAUGGAGCUCAUUGUUAUGAAGGAGCUGAACUGGAGCCUCAGCCCACAGACUCCUAUCUCAUGGCUCAACGUUUACAUGCAGGUGGCCUACCUAAAAGACACAGAGGAGCUGCUCAUACCCAGAUACCCCCAGGAGACCUUCACACAGAUUGCAGAGCUGCUGGACCUGUGUAUGCUGGAUGUGAGGUGCCUUGAGUUCUCAAAUGGCAUUCUUGCCGCUUCGGCGUUAUUUCACUUUUCCUCUUUGGAGCUGGUGGAAAAUGUCUCGGCCUUGAAGAGGGUCGAGGUGGAGGAGUGUGUGCGGUGGAUGGUGCCGUUUGCCAUGGCGUUGCGAGAAGUCGGUGGGUCGUGUAUGAAAACGUUUGUGGGGAUCGCAGCUGAAGACGUGCACAACAUCCAGAGCCACGCCCCCUACCUUACAUGGCUGGAUAAGGCCUACUCUUACCAAGAUGUGGACUUGGAGCGUCACAACAACUGUCCUGUUCCCUCCAGCGUCCUGACUCCUCCUCGGAGCAGUGAGAAAACUGAAGACUUGGUUCAAGUGGAAGCUGCAGUUCUGAAAAUUGCACCGAGGAUGUGUCUGCCAUCCCCCCAGCCCCAUCUGCCAGAGUAA
This is a messenger RNA of Nematolebias whitei (Rio pearlfish), 1357 nucleotides long. It is a transcript of the gene ccne1, whose product is annotated as cyclin E1. The transcript is spliced from 12 exons. Gene Ontology annotation, cellular component: nucleus; cytoplasm; centrosome. NCBI's taxonomy places the organism in Eukaryota, Metazoa, Chordata, Actinopteri, Cyprinodontiformes, Rivulidae. Bases 68 to 1357 code for a protein of 429 amino acids. Gene Ontology annotation, molecular function: cyclin-dependent protein serine/threonine kinase regulator activity. The record is from RefSeq and is a predicted model, not a curated record. Gene Ontology annotation, biological process: regulation of cyclin-dependent protein serine/threonine kinase activity; G1/S transition of mitotic cell cycle.